Tribolium madens (black flour beetle) is the source of this 1019-nucleotide messenger RNA. RefSeq lists its product as uncharacterized. The record is from RefSeq and is a predicted model, not a curated record. The transcript is spliced from 5 exons. NCBI's taxonomy places the organism in Eukaryota, Metazoa, Arthropoda, Insecta, Coleoptera, Tenebrionidae. Bases 147 to 836 code for a protein of 229 amino acids.
CCAGAAUAAAAUCUAGAUAAUUGUCAGAUAUAUAACGUUUGAUAGUAAGAAUAAAAUUUAAAUGCGGGAAAAUCCCACACUUUAACUGUAAAACUGAAGAAGGAAACCUGUUAUUACAAGUGCAUCAAUUCGAAAUAACAAUAAAAAUGGUUGACGAUUCAAUGGAUAUUGAACCUUUCAUGGAUUUCCAUCCUUGCAACACAUCGCAUGGAAUGAAGGAUUAUAUUUUGGAAGACUUGACAAGUGAUCAGCAAUUUAAAUUAAAUGUGCAAAAAAGAGAACAGAUUAGGAGUAAUCAGCAGUAUUUAGCCGAACACCCUGAAAUUAGGGGUUUAAUUGUGAUGAUUCUGCGACUUUUAAUGAAAAAGAAGCCAAAAUACGACAUUUAUGAAGUCAUUGGUCAAUAUUUCACUAAGCCUUCAGUCGAUCUCAAACAGGAAGUCUACGAUUACUUGGACGAAAGGAGCAAGAUUUUGUCGGUGAACAGCACAAUAAUUAAAGCUAAGCCAAGAGAAAGCGCAUGUGGGAGUAUUUUAACAACGAUUGAUGAAGAAGAGGAGAAGGAAGAAAAUCUGGAAACGCUGCUGCAAGUGGAGGAAAUGGAAGAAGUGAAGGACGAUGAACAUUUAGUUCGUUGGGGAGAGGAAGAUUCGAAACCGGAAAUUUCGGCUCAUGCUAUUUGUCAAGAAGUCGUGAACGAAAUUGUUAACAAUGUUUUUGAGGAGGUUGAUGAUCUUUCAGUUGGAAGUAUAGCAAGUGUUGGGUUUCCGGUUGAUUACGAAGAUCAUGCGAUUGAGUCUGUACGUUCUUCAGAAGAAUCGAUUCCUUCAAAUUAAAUAAAUAAUGAAACUAUGUUUUUAGUACGCUGAAUAAAUUACUGUGUAUAGUAAGUUUUUUCUUAUAAAAUGACGACGAACUAGAAGGAAAUGGGAAUCAAUAUCGAGAAAGUAGUUAUAACUUUUCAUUUUAUAAGUUUAUUAUACAUAUUUUUUACACAUUAUAAUAUACAUAAUUAUACA